Messenger RNA from Guillardia theta CCMP2712, 831 nucleotides. RefSeq lists its product as hypothetical. The transcript has a single exon. Bases 40 to 756 code for a protein of 238 amino acids. NCBI's taxonomy places the organism in Eukaryota, Cryptophyceae, Pyrenomonadales, Geminigeraceae. The record is from RefSeq and is a predicted model, not a curated record.
GACAAGUCGGAGAGGUUGAAGUUGCAGGAUGAGCUGAAGAUGCUGCUGGAAGAGAAGCUGAGGAAAGAAGGCAAAGCGGCGAGUUCCUUGACACAGUCAGAUGCUACUGUUGGUGGCAACGAUGACACCUCUGACUCAAGCGAUGGUAGAGAUGCGAUCAUUAGCUCGAUCUCUAGUCUGAACUCCGAGAUUGAGCGUGGGGAGCAUUUGGGCAAGCACGGGACGGAGAAGGACGAAGCUCAAAUGAGGAGUCUGUAUGACAAGUUGGGCAAGCACUUGCAUGUGGGAUCUAUCUGCAGGAGGAGGCAUCUUGCUCAGAGCGGGUUGCACGUCCUGCGGUACUCGUCCCUUGCAAGCUGCGAGAGGCAGAUUCGGUACAGGACGAGCCGGGCAAGGAAGAUCAUCAAGGCUGGUCUGAAUCGGUUGGCUCGCAGAGAUGCUGCUCACCUCUUCGGGGGGGGCAUGCAGGAGGGAUAUCGAGGGUUGCAGGCCAAGAAGGACAAACUCUCAACGGAGCUCACUGCUAUGGAGCGCGAGCACAGCAAGUUGCAAGCGGAGCUUGCUCGCCAAAAAGAGCGAAUCACUCAGUUGUCCUCCAAGACAUCUUCUCAUCAUGAAAGCAAUUCCCCUCCUGUGCCCAACAAAAGGAACAUCUCUCCUCCUGUGCCUGCGGGCCUUCCUCCCAAUUAUCACGGAAAGCUCUUGAGAUCUGCUGACACUGACACCCCUAACAGUGUUCCUCCUGGAUUGGCGUAGAGAGAUGAAGCUUCCUCUCUGCUCUACAUCAUUCUCCUUUUUUUUUUUGAUAACGAUUAUAAGCUUCUGUUUCGC